Larimichthys crocea (large yellow croaker) is the source of this 10185-nucleotide messenger RNA. It is a transcript of the gene rev3l, whose product is annotated as REV3 like, DNA directed polymerase zeta catalytic subunit. Gene Ontology annotation, biological process: error-prone translesion synthesis; double-strand break repair via homologous recombination. The coding region runs from base 237 to 9350 and encodes 3037 amino acids. The transcript has 32 exons. Gene Ontology annotation, cellular component: zeta DNA polymerase complex; nucleus. The record is from RefSeq and is a predicted model, not a curated record. Lineage: Eukaryota; Metazoa; Chordata; Actinopteri; Sciaenidae. Gene Ontology annotation, molecular function: nucleotide binding; DNA binding; DNA-directed DNA polymerase activity.
CGGCGGCACCUCGGGGCGCGUUAAAGCCACGGGAAUCUUUGUUCGCGUUUUGUUUUCUUUGCAUGGGACACAACCGGGCUUCCCCUCCGCUUUGUCGUUGUUUUACCGCCGUGACAGCAUCACCCUCGGCUAGUAUCGGCUGGCCACCGAUGUCCCCGCAUCUUAUGGACUCCUAACAGUAGUUUUUUGGCUUUUUUUCCCUGUCGGUUGGUCCCUCUCUGACGGACGCGGCAGUCAUGUUUGCCGUGCGUAUCGUCACCGCAGACUUCUAUCUGGCAAGUCCCAUCAAAGACCUGGACGUGUGCUAUUCUGAAUUCAGGGAGAGCGACGUGAAGAAAGUGCCGGUGGUGCGGAUAUUCGGAGCAACACCCGCAGGCCAGAAAACAUGUCUCCACCUCCACGGCGUGUUCCCCUACAUCUACGUGCCAUACGAUGGCCACGGCCAACAGCCAGAGCGCUACAUGCGGCAGGUGGCCUUCAGCAUCGACAGGGCCCUCAACGUUGCCAUGGGAAACCCCGCCUCCAGCGCCCAGCACGUCUUCAAAGUGGUGCUGGUCUCUGGCAUGCCUUUCUAUGGCUACCACGCUAAGGAGAAGCACUUUAUGAAGAUCUAUCUGUACAAUCCUCAAAUGGUCAAAAGGGUGUGUGAGCUGUUACAAAGCGGAGCAGUGAUGAACAAGAGUUACCAGCCCCACGAGGGCCACAUCCCCUACCUACUGCAGCUCUUCAUAGACUACAAUCUGUACGGGAUGAACAUGAUAAACCUAGGGGCCGUCAAGUUCCGCACGGGCCAGAAAAAAGCAGUCCCAGGUAGGCAAACUCCCAGCAGUCGUCCCAGCAUCAGCCCCUGGAAGAGCCCCUGCACCUCCAAGCUCAACGACAGCACCCUGGGGGGCACGUUUGUCCGCUGGGAGGAGAACACCAUACCCUGCUCCCUAGUCCUGGAUGAGGUGGAGAAGCAGAGCACCUGCGAGCUGGAGGUUGACGCUGUUGCUGUAGAUAUCCUCAACCGCCUGGAAAUUGAAAGUCAGAUUGGCAGGAACCCGGGCCUGCAGGCCAUCUGGGAGGACGAGAAGCAGAGGAGGAGACAGAGGAACCAGGGCUCCCAGAUAGAAACCCCUGAGUCACAAGAUCGUGGCUUUGUCACUUUGACGGAGAGUGAGAAAGUCUUCAUGAAGAGAUUCAAGGAGAUCCUGCAGGAGAACAAGUUUGACGUGACACAAGAGGACCAGGACCAAGAGGAUUUUCUUGGUGAUCUCACUCUUCACGAGGAACUGCCGUGUACCUCCGCUAACAUCGUGGAGGCGCACAGGGACUUGCAACCAGACGCUGUGAAGAGCAGUGGUAAACUCCCAGAGGAGGCCAUCGUUGACGAGGAGGCCAUCUUGAGCCUCCUGGAGAACAGUCAGACCUUCCUCACGCUCUCCCAGACGUCCAGCCACUCGCCCCUGUUAGACAGCAGCCAAGACCACGCCAUCAUUGAUUUGCUGGCAGGCCUGGAGGAUGAUGGUUUUUGCAGGACCCCCGUUAGGCAGAAUUCCCAGUCCCAGUUGCUUCCCGGUGCCAGGAGCUACCACUGCAACAGCGACGAGGAGGAGGCCGGGCCAGAGCUGGACAAGGAGGAGGCCGAGCUCAGCGUGAUAAUGUCACAGCGGUGGGACAACGGGCCUCCUCAAAACUCAGCUUUAACCAGGCCCGGUGUGAAGGAAGCAGAGGACGGCUUCAGUGACGAGCAGCAGGAGUCCUCUGAUGAAGACAUGGAUUGGAGUGGGAAUAACUCUCUGUUUGCCAACCUGUCCAUCCCCCAGCUUGACGGGGCUGCAGACGAGAGCAGCGAUUCGUCCCUAACGGACAGUGGCUCCAGGACCCAGUCUUCUCUCAUAGUCACGGAAAAGAUGCUCGGGAAAAGGAAUCCCUUCUCCAGUGAUACAGUUCACCUAGAACCACCUUCCUCAGCUAAGAUCCUUCUGGAGUGCAAGCACCCAGAGCACAGACCAGUUCAUGUGCUGGACACAGAGCAACCAAUUGACAAGCACUUUCAAUCAAAAAGCAGCCAGGACAGCAGUAGUGAAUGUUCAACAGGGUUUAAGGUUAAUAAAGAAAUCCCCUACAUCCCACCAGUCAAACACCCCAUUCCCUGCAAGAUAGCCAAUCACUCUGAGGUGUCUCCUGUCUCCGAUGACAAAGAGGACAUACGACCCCUGUACACCUAUGACAAGAAAACCUCCAUAGCUUUGGAUAAGACAGAUCUAGAAAGUUUUCCAUUUGGUAACGGAAAGGUCACCAAAAACAGAAAGAAGUACGGCAGCAUAAAGAAUGUAGAAACAAACUGUCUGUCAAUUCUUCAGAACCACAGGACCUUCUCUCUCUGUUAUUCAGAGCUGAGAAACUGCUCAGCUAAGACAGAGCUGGACCUGAGCCAGAAGGACAGUAAAAGCCCCAUUCUGAGGAACAUCUCCUCAUCCCCGUCACCCAUUGAGAAGGACGAGUUUCUUCAUCCUCAGGAGGAAGAAAUGGGCCAGGACAGUGAAGAGGGAGAUGUUGGUGAACUCAAAAUCAGGUACGAGGACUAUCAGGAAAAUAAGACAGAGAGGACCAUAGUGGCCCAGCAGGAAGCACACUACAAAUUCUUCCCCAGCGUCAUUCUCUCCAACUGCCUCAGUAGGAAGAAAGCUGGGAGCAAAAAGCUGCCUGAUUCCUGCCAUGAGCUAGAACAGGCCGAGCCUCGCAGAUCUAGGCUAAAAGUGAAUAAAAAAAGGUUGGGUAUGGUAGGACCAAGGAACAUAUUAAACACAAUUGAAAGCUCUACCUCUGACAGCCAGGUUUGUACCGGCCUCACCUCAAUCACACCUGCUUGUCCAAUGACUGCAAACCCAGAGGUGCCAGUUUUGGACGAUAAACCAGUUAAAGAGGCUGAGCUAGUUAUAGAUGAUCCAGACGUACAGGGGGUGCCAGUCUCAAAGGAGGAGCCAGAGGGGGAGGAGAUAUCUGUAAAUGAACUGACAAAACCACUUUUAGAGCCCUUUGCUACCACUGUUUCAAGUUUUUCUGAAGAAGUUAAGGACUCAGCAGAGGAUGGGUUUAGCCCAUUGCAAGAUUUAUCAGCUAAAGUCACCUGUACUAAACCUUCAGCACUGCCUGGUAGUAAAUACACCCUAAGGGCCAAACGGAAGAUGAUCUAUGAUGGCGAGGAUGGAGAACACUCAGGUGCCACUCGUUCUAAAAACCCAGCCUCAGUCAAGGAGCGACUCAAGGACAUAAAUGUCCCCAGUGGGCAGGAAGUAAAAUACCAGAAACGGCGCAAGAAGGAACCCCCUAUCAUCAUCAAGUAUAUCAUUAUCAACAGAUUCAAAGGACAAAAAAACAUGCUAGUGAAGAUGUCAAAAGUUAAUCCAGCGGAGCAGUACGUUUUGCUAACGCCAGACAAGCUAGAGCAAUACAAUAAACUGGCCCCUCUCAAGGAUUUCUGGCCUAAAGUGCCAGAAUCCACUGCAGUCAAAUUUCCCGUCACUGAGCCAAAGGCCAAAAAACACCCCAAAAGAAAGGCAAAGGUUAACUCCACAAAUAAGAAAACGGCCUGCAAUGCCUCGAAACCUCGGGUCAAACAGUGUGAAAGAGUCAAAAGGAUUAAAGGCAGUCGGAGAGGCCCAGUUCUACCCUCACUACCGCCUCCUCAGCCAUGUUACUGCGAGCUAGCAGAUGACCAUGGUGUUGAGUAUACUGAUGUCAUGGUAGAGUUGGGAUACCUCUCUGAUAGAUCCCCAAGCCCUAUAGACUCAACGCCCCCAAGGUGUUGGUCCCCAAGUGACCCUCUUAUGGACAGCGGAAGUUCAGAACAGCUGAUAAAUCCACUCAUUGACCCAUGUCUUAGUUCUGCUUUUCACAAGCCGCGCACAGUGUCUUCAACCAAAGGAGCACAAGAUAAAUGUCGCACUGCCAAACCUAAGAAAUUUACAGACACUAAAAGGAAAGUGAGCAAGUCUACCACUAAACCUCCAGAGGAAGAGAAACCCAAAAAAGAGAAGCCGAAACAAAGUAGUGGUGCUGCUCCAAGGCAGAGGAAGAAAGCUAAAGAUACAACCGAAGGUACUGUCAACAGUUCUACAACCACUACAAGACCUAGAAAGUCACGCAAAAAGAAGAGCGAGGAACCGAAAAGCCAUGAGUCAACUAAAGACAGCUCCCAGCUCCUUUUCCCAGAGGAUGAGCUGCCUUCUUCUGAGAGUUCCUCUCAAGAGGUCCCCCCAUUUCAGCAGCCAGCAAGCACAAAUAGCAUCAACCAGGCACAUUCCCAGUCUACAUCUAUAUCAGACUUAGCAGCUCAGUCUAUAGAACCAAAGGUUGAGGACUGUGAAACUUCUAUCAUGGAGGUCAACCAAAGCUUUUCAGCACCAGCUCAGCUGAAGCAGCAAAGUUGCCAGACCACUGUGGUAAAAGCAGAGGAUUCACAGGAGUGCACAGCUCAUCCACCUCCUCUAGCUGGUAGACCCUUAUUGGAAGACCGUAAAGAAGCCCAACUAGCAGUAGCCUCUCCGCACUCAGGCCCUAAAAAUGGAGAAAUCCCCACUCUCUCUGAGAGUUCUCCUGGCUUGGCUGUCCUCAAGCAGCUUCUCCAGAAGAGGCAACAGGGACAGGCCCUUCCUUUACAUGUGGUUGGUACAGACAGCCACUCCACUGUCAUUGCUCAGGCCACAGCACUCCUAGAUCCCACAACUAAACCAGUUAAAUCCAGAAGAGCUCCCUCCACCACUCCUCGUAAACCCAGAAUCCCAAAAUCUACCGCUCCUAAGGACAAAAAGCCCAGAAUCAGGAAAGGCAAGGCAAGCAACACUCAGCCAAAUCUAUCUAUGAAGCAGGAUGGCAACAUGUCAGAUGACUGCCCCAUCUUCCUGUCAGACCCCGGCAUGGACAGCUGCAACUUCAUAGAGGACAGCUUGUCACCAGAGCUCCCACACAACUAUACCUUUGAUAUCAAUGCUAUUGACCAGACAGAGUUCUCCAGUCCAUACAGUGGCAGUCAGUUUGUUCUGACUGAUAAAAAUUUACCAGUUAAGUUCCUGAGUGAUGUCAGCCAGGAAGCUGUAUCUGCUCAGGGAGUGGGCUUUGAGAAGAAACUUGAUAGGCUAUUUGGUUGUGGGGACGAGCUACAAAGAUCUGACUGGCACAAAGCAAGGCCUGGCAGUCCUGACCUCUUCGAUAGACCCGACAAUGGGGAGUCUGUAUCGAACCACCUCACAUUCCUCGACACUGAGAAAAUCAAGAGCAGAGAGUGGGACUUCUCUUUAGGUAAAGCCCAUACACUCAGCCCCUUUCAAGACUUUCACUGUGAGAGAAAAGAGCUGCUCUUUUCCGUCCUCGACCCCGUACUACCUUUGCCUUUAAGUUCGGCAUCAUUCGUCGACCAUGAGGGCUCCCCAACGGGGGAGCUUCUGGAGGGCAUUGACGGACUGACGUCCACCACACCCAGUAGUUCUCCACGCUCCAUCAGCUCACUUUCCCAGGUGAGGGCAAGCCAGCUACUACGGGGGGCAGGGGGUGGAGCCCACGUUCUCAAGCCCCUCAUGUCCCCUCCAAGUCGAGAGGAGAUCCUCAGCACUCUUCUGGACCUGGAGAUGUCGGAGGCCACCUUCCAGGAGCCUUUCUGCAGCGACCCUUCUGAUGCACCAGGGAAACCAAUGGAGGUUGGCGGCCGUAAGUUAAUGGUGGGUACCCGACUGGCUAAGGAGCUCGCAGAGUUCAGUGGGGAACUGUCUUUGGAGGGGCUCCGUUUCUGGAAGACUGCCUUCUCAGCCAUGACACACCCCGCCACCACUAUUACCUCAUUUUCCCAUGCCCAGGGAGCUGAGCCCUCAGAGGCAAGUAUUGAGCAGUCCGAGCCUGACUUGUCCUCAGCCAGUGGCAAGAAGGUCAUCCUUCUGCCCUGCAAGAACCCACCAAGCCGAGAGCGUGUGCAGCUGUGGCUGGAAGCCAGGAAACAGUACGAGAGUUUACAGAAUGGGAGAAGAGAGGCAGGGCUGCUGAAGAAAGGGCCUGGGCUGGAUGUGGAGGGGAACCCAAAAGCAACCGAGCAGCUAGCUGCUUCCAGUUGUCCAGCAGUAAAGGUUGAGCUUUGCGAGAGACUCUCCAAUAUCAGGGAGCAGAGGAGAAAGAAACGCAAGCUGUCCUUAAUCAUCUCUCCCAUGAAGAAUACAGCCUAUCAGUGUAAAUCCACAGAGGUGAGUCCAACUACAGAUGAAGGCAGUGUGGAUACUGAGCAGGAGGGUGGCGAAAAUGAGGAGGAUGAUGAUGUUGAUGAUGAUGAUGAAGAUGAUGAUAAAGCCACCUCUCCAGAGUCCCCAGAGCUGCCUCCUUGGCAGCAGUCCUCUCAGCAAAGCCCCUCAGGGCCAGACCGGCUCAGCGAAAACAGGCAGAGUGAAAACUCUCCACAACCACUGUCACCUAGACUCUCUAACUCGCCGGAGAGACUAGGUGAGAAUCUCAGCCCCUCACUCCUCCAUGUCAGUAACAGGGAUGAGGGGAGGACUAGUCCCCUCCCCCUUCACAGCACCCCCUUUUUAAGGAGGCGACGGAGAAGCAGGAAAGACCUGGAGCCUAUGUGCAGCACACCCAUAUCUGAAGAAGAUCCCAUUUCUCAGAGACUUCAGCAGAAGAGGAGAAGCCAAGCAGACCCACUGAGAAGAGUGUUACUGACCACACAGAUGAAGAACCAGUUUGCUGCUUUGAACGUGCCAAAGAAAGACACUUCUCAGAUUGAAGGGCCCAGCAUAGCCAACUCUUACGGCUUCAAAAUCAGCAUGCAAAACCUGCAGGAUGCCAAAGCUCUGCAUGAGGUCCAGUACCUAACACUGAUGGGCAUGGAGCUCCAUGCGAGAACCCGACGUGACCUUGAGCCUGACCCUGAGUUUGACCCCAUAUGUGCCUUAUUCUACUGCCUCAGUUCUGAUGCUCCCCUGCUAGAUACAGACAGCACCCAGCUGACGGGUGCCAUCGUGGUGGACAAAGACCAUGACAGUUGUGUCCAAGGUCACAGAGGAACAGCACCCCUGCUGGUCAGGUCGGGCGUCUCUGGGCUGCAGGUGACGUAUGCCACUGAUGAGAAAGUCCUGUUUCAGGAGCUGAUAUCCGUCAUGAGGAGGUUCGAUCCAGACAUCCUGGUCGGGUACGAGGUGCAGAUGCGUUCCUGGGCCUACGUCCUCCAGCGGGCCGCAGCACUCGGGGUGGAUCUGUGUCAGCAGCUGUCACGAGUGCCAGGUGACUCCAAAGAGAACCGCUUCGCUGCAGACAGGGAUGACUACGGAGCCGACACCAUGACCGAGAUCAACAUCAUCGGACGCAUCACCCUCAACCUGUGGAGGGUGAUGAAGACUGAGGUGACAUUGAACAACUACAGUUUUGAGAACGUGGCCUUCCAUGUCCUGCACCAGCGCUUCCCCAUGUACAGCCCCCGCACACUGUCCGACUGGUUUGACCACAACACCGACCUCUAUAGGUGGAAGAUGGUGGAUCACUAUGUGAGCCGUGUGCGUGGCACCAUGCAGCUUCUUCAGCAGCAUGACAUCAUCGGCAGAACCAGCGAGCUGGCCAGAGUGUUUGGGAUUCAGUUCUUUCACGUCCUGACCCGAGGAUCACAGUACCGCGUUGAGUCCAUGAUGCUACGUGUGGCCAAGCCGCUCAACUACAUCCCUGUGACGCCCAGCGUCCAGCAGCGAGCCCAGCAAAGGGCACCGCAGUGCAUUCCUCUGGUGAUGGAGCCCGAGUCACGCUUCUACAGCAACUCCGUGAUUGUACUAGAUUUCCAGUCGCUCUACCCCUCCAUCGUCAUCGCGUACAACUACUGCUUCUCCACCUGCCUCGGCCACGUAGACAGCCAGGGAACGCCUGAUGAGUUUAAGUUUGGCUGCACCUCCCUGCGGGUUCCUCCUGAGCUCCUCUACCAGCUCCGCAACGACAUCACCGUGUCGCCCAACGGCAUCGCCUUCGUCAAGUCCUCAGUGCGUAAAGGCGUACUGCCCAGUAUGCUGGAGGAAAUCCUCAACACGCGCUUCAUGGUGAAGCAGACGAUGAAAACCUACAAGCAGGACAAGGCCCUGAUGAGGCUGCUUGACGCCCGGCAGCUCGGACUCAAGCUCAUCGCCAACGUCACCUUCGGCUACACCGCCGCCAGCUACUCUGGACGCAUGCCGAGCGUGGAGGUUGGAGACAGUAUCGUCCACAAAGCCAGAGAGACCCUGGAGAGAGCCAUCAGGCUGGUCAAUGACACUAAGAAAUGGGGAGCGCGUGUCGUGUACGGAGACACCGACAGCAUGUUUGUUUUGCUGAAAGGAGCCACCAAAGAGCAGGCCUUCAAGAUCGGCAACGAGAUCGCAGAGGCAGUGACUGCAACCAACCCCAAACCAGUCAAGCUCAAGUUUGAGAAGGUGUACCUGCCCUGCGUGCUGCAGACAAAGAAGCGCUACGUGGGCUACAUGUAUGAGAGCCUUGACCAAAAGGAGCCCGUGUUUGACGCCAAAGGGAUCGAGACGGUGCGCCGUGACGGCUGCCCCGCUGUUUCCAAGAUCCUGGAGCGUUCCAUUAAGCUGCUGUUUGAGACUCGGGACAUCAGCCAGGUGAAGCAGUACGUGCAGCGUCAGUGUGUGAAGGUCCUGGACGGCCGGGCCAGCAUGCAGGACCUGACCUUCGCCAAGGAGUACCGGGGCAGCGGCUCGUACCGGCCCGGAGCCUGCGUGCCUGCCCUGGAGCUCACCAGGCGUAUGAUGGCAUACGACCGCCGCCUGGAGCCGCGCGUUGGCGAGCGGGUGCCUUACGUGGUCGUAUACGGGAUGCCCGGGGUGCCCCUCAUCCAGCUGGUGCGUCGGCCCAUGGAGGUGCUGCAGGACCCCAGCCUCCGCCUCAACGCCACCUACUACAUUACCAAGCAGAUCCUGCCGCCACUGGCCCGCAUGUUCCAGCUGAUCGGAGUGGACGUGUUCAGCUGGUACCAGGAGCUCCCCAGGAUCCAGAAGGCGUCCUGCUCCUCCGCAAUGGGUGGAGAGGAAGUGGGGAGGAAAGGAACCAUUUCCCAGUACUUCACCACGCUUCACUGCCCUGUGUGCGACGAGCUGACCCAGCUGGGCGUGUGCUUGCGGUGUCGAGCCGAGCCCCAGCGAGUCGCGGUUACACUCUACCAGGACAUGAGACAGUGGGAGAGUCAGCAAGACCAGCUGUUGAAGAUCUGUAGGAACUGUAGCGGCUGUGCAGAGCGGCAGGUGCCCUGUGUGUCCCUGGACUGUCCCGUCCUCUACAAACUGUCCCGGGUCAACAGACAGCUCUCCAAGGCCCCCUACCUCCGACAGCUGCUGGAGCAGUUCUGAUUGGCUCCCGAAAAUCCAGGAGCUCCAUGCUGAUUUGGUGCUAAUUGCUGCCCCCGCCCUCCCCUGGCCCUGGUGUUUCAUUGUCCUUUCAGUUGUAAUCGUUUAAAUGGUGCUUUGAUUGGACCCUGUCGGGUUUCCAUCCCGUCUUGUAACUGUUAUUUGUUCUCCAGUGUUUCUCUGCGUGUGCAGACCGUCUGGUCAGAGCCUCCUGUGGGGAGGGCUCAUGUUUGUCUUCAUGCUUGUUUGCUGCCGUCUCCAUUAGCUGCUAUGGGCCGAGCGAAGCUGGCGUCUUCGGUGACACAGCGACCGACUGCCUGUCAUGGAACUGAGUGCAGGCCAAUCAAGGAUGACUUGUUGUAUCUCGUAUGCGCUGUAGCAGUUUGAAGUCAUUUGGUUUUGAAGGAGCUUCCUUUCAAAUCUCAAGACAAACUACAUUCAAACCACUAAUUGACUUUUCUUCAUUUUUAUAUCGACUGCAGUUUUUGUAAAUAGUUCCUGUAUAGCUCCAUCUAUAAUCUCACUGUGCAUUAGCAUUAAAAAAGACAAAAGCUCCGGCCAUGAAUGCAAUCCAAUCUGUUCUGUCCUUCUGCAUUCUGAUAAAGGAUGAUUCAUGUUCCUUUUAACCUUGAUUGUAUUGAUGUCCAUUUUUGGAAGAUUUGACGUGCUCUCCUCAGAGUGUGGGAACUGGAAACCAUUUCAAGUUUUUAUUUUUUAAAAAUCUGGGACUGUUGCAAUACUGUAUUUUGAUAAUUUAUGUCAUGAAGAGUCUAUUGUUUCCUUGUGCAUAUACAGUUGUGUGUUUCCAAUUUUCAGUGCAAAAAAAACAAAAAAAAAA